UUUUUAAAGGGCUUACUUUCAACAUCCAAGUCAAAUUUUGGGGGAGGCAACACAAAAUGGGAGGAAACUAAUUUAGGCAGCUAUGCAUUUAGCGAAACAAGGUUCUUAGAAAUUAUAGAGGAUAUUUGUUCAGGGCAGAGCCAACAGUGUCACCAGAUGUUGGAAAAGUAUGAAGAUGUCUUGGAAAAUUGGUGGAAGAAUGUCUUUGCCAAGGGAACAAAAUCAGAUCUCAGGGAUUUCUUUUGUAUCAGAAGAACCAAAGUUUGUUGCCCACAUGGUACGUAUGGGCCAGACUGUCGAGACUGCAAGCCAGAUAGAAAAAACCCCUGUAACGGGAAUGGCAUUUGUGAUGGUGACGGUACUCAUUCGGGUACAGGAAAAUGUUCGUGUCAUCCUGGCUAUGAGGGUGAGCUAUGUGGCAAGUGUUCAGAUGGCUACUAUGCUAGAAAGCAGAGGAAUGUUGCUGCAGAUGGAGAUGCUGCAGCUAAUAAUGCUUGCUCCCAAUGUGGCGGACCAGACGUCGAAAGUUGUACUGCCUGCGCGAGCAGAUAUUUCAAAAACAACAAAGGAAUAUGUAAUCUGGAUGAAUGUACCAUGCCAGGGUUCAGACUGAGGUGUGCCCUCGACGAAUAUUGCGUCAACUCCAUUGGCUCCUAUAAAUGCUCCACCUGUCAUCCAACCUGUUUAAGUUGUCACGGGCCUGGUAGAGAUAAUUGUAAACAGUGCAAAGAUGGCUACCAUAUUGAGGAAGGCGCUUGUGUUGACACAGACGAAUGCCUGAAAUCAUCGGAAGUCUGUCCAGGUACCUCUCGGAAGUGCAUCAACCUACCCGGAUCGUACAGGUGUGAGUGUGUCGUGGGAUUCAAGGACCAUGGUGGAGUGUGUGUCCCCAAGUCACAAAGUAGGAAUGUGCUGGUUGUUGUAGUUGUAGUUGUUGCUGGUGGUGGUGUGUAG
Messenger RNA from Helobdella robusta, 954 nucleotides. RefSeq lists its product as hypothetical. The transcript is spliced from 9 exons. Gene Ontology annotation, molecular function: calcium ion binding. NCBI's taxonomy places the organism in Eukaryota, Metazoa, Annelida, Clitellata, Rhynchobdellida, Glossiphoniidae. The annotation marks the transcript as partial. The record is from RefSeq and is a predicted model, not a curated record.